AAAGGUAUAACGGAGAAAAAAAUUGCAAGAAUUAUGGAUGUUGAUCGAGUUUUGUUAAAAAGGAAAUGGUCGUUAAUAUUCAAAUUAUGCCUUAAAGAAUUGACAAAUGAACAGCUAUUGGAACAUUUAUCAAAUGAUUUCACUUAUUUUAUUGAAGGAUUGAAAGAUUAUAAUGAUUUGUUUUUACCAUUUUCAACAAGAUAUCAAAUAAUUGAAUUUAUUAUUCGGGCUAUAUAUGACGCUAGCUUUCUCAAUAAAGACGAGAUUAUCUAUUUACUUGAACGAUUACAAAAUGCUGAAAACAAUGUAUUAACUAAAAAUCUCAACAUAUGUAAAAUAGAUUUCACGUGGAAUAUUAUUAUUGAAAAGUUUUGCGAAGAAAUAUUUUCGACUGAUCAGCAAGUUUUGGAAUUUUUCGAACAAUUUACAAACGGAAUAACUUGUCUUAACUAUGCUGAAAAUGUAUUUUUUCUUGCAAGACUUCAGAAUAAUCUUUUAUCUAUUGAACAAGUUUCAGAAUUUUUAAGCAAAUUUGCAAAUGGAAUUGUUAAUCUUAGUAAAGUUGAAAAUGCCUUUUUUCUUGCACGGCUUAAAAUUUCAAUCAUUUUAUGUGUAAACUUUCAAUCACUCACACUGCAUCAAGAUGUAUUAUUUUUAAGUCAGCUGAUUUUCAAUGAUAAAACAUUAAAAGAUGAAGAAAAGAUAUAUUUGCAUAAUUAUCUUCAAAACGAUUAUAGAAAUGAUAUUAAACAUUCAAUUUUUAGUAAUAUAGAAGAAGCUAAGAACCAUCUUUUAAAACAUUUAAACAUUAGAUUAUUUAAUCGCCCUUCAGCAAAAGAACUUUGUGAAACUUUAGACUUUUGGAUAAAAGAUAAUGAAGCAGUAAAAAUAUUUGAAGAAUCUGAUAAAAUUAUAUUUAAAGCAUUCUUAAGCAAAACGAUAGAUAAAUUUACACAAAAUGCUCAAGUGAAUAUAAGUCAGUUAAUCGAUGGCUUACUUCUUCCAACACCUGUUAACUCGAAUAAAAAUUCAGAAUUAUAUUCAAGCAAAUUUAAACUAAAUACAAGUGCCAAUACUGAUACUCGCAUAUCUAAUUUUGACUCAGCUAAACUUUAUCAGCAAGAAUUGGCAUCCUCUCUUUCUAAUUUUAAUAUUUUGGAAAGUCAUGAAAUUUCCAAAAAUAAUAUUACUAACUAUAAUAUUUAUAAUGAAAAUAAGAAACGAAAGUAUGAUAAGAAAACUGAUAACCAAGAUAUUUAUAAUGAAAAUAAAAAACGAAAGCAUGAUAAGAACACUGAUAACCAAGGUGUAGUUAUUGUAGCAUUUAACAAAUAUUGCUUAUUUACUUACUAA
Dentiscutata erythropus is the source of this 1353-nucleotide messenger RNA. NCBI's taxonomy places the organism in Eukaryota, Fungi, Glomeromycota, Glomeromycetes, Diversisporales, Gigasporaceae. The record is from the annotation of a GenBank genome assembly.